GUGGAAGCGCUGAGCUCCUUGCCGACGACUCACAGUCUGCCUGCACUUACCAUUAGAUAUUACUCACAGAGUUGACGGGAAAGCGAAAGCAGCCGAACAAAAGCCGGGAUUCUGGUGAAUAAAAAACCCUCCCCAGCGUGGAGCGGUGCGUCGGACAGGCUGCUGGAACCUGACCGAGGGAGCCGGAGCUCACCGCGGGCUGGAUGCGAAGCUCUACGGCAUUAUAGGUGCACCGGAGUCCGCCGACGACAUGGAGAAUAAAUAGUUGUCGCGAAACGUCAGUUUGGAUCCAGCCAAAGUCAUGGAUGCAAGUUGGAAAAACUGCUUCGAAGAGGAGCUCCUGUGUCCCAUUUGCCUGAAUGUCUUUGAGGAGCCCAUCCAGCUGCCGUGCAAGCACAACUUCUGCAAGGGUUGCAUCUCUGAGGCUUGGGCCAAGGACAGCGCUGCGGUCCGCUGUCCCGAAUGCAACCAUGACUACGACCAGAAACCCACACUGGAGAAGAACUUCAAGCUCGCCAACAUAGUGAAGCGGUUUAACGCCUUGAACACUGAGAAAGUCCCUGCUGCGCUGCACUGCGUCCUCUGCAGACGGGGCCCCCCGCUGCCCGUGCGGAAGGUCUGCCUGCGCUGUAAGGAACCCUGCUGCCAAACUCAUAUCCAGACGCACCUACAGCAGCCGUGUGCAGCCCCGGGACACCUGUUAGUUGACGCAGAGGAGCUGAGUGCUUGGACCUGUCCCAGUCAUGAGGAGUACAGGCUGCUCCACUGUGAGGAAGAGCAGGUGGCUCUGUGUCCAUUCUGCUGCAUCUCUCACUGCACAAACCAAAGACACACGGUCUGCGAUGUGGAUACCCAACGCAUACAAAUGCAGGCCAUGCUAAUGAGGCAGCAAGACAGACUGGAGGGUCGUGUUCAGAACAUCGAUGAGCAGCUCACCAAGCUGGAGUCAGACAAGACACUGAUGAGGGACACAGUGUCUGAGCUGGUGGAGCGUGUGAGAGCCCAGUAUCAGAGGAUGCAUGCGCUGCUAGACUCGAACCAGGCUGAAACUGUGCAGAUGCUUGAAAGCACUUUCACCGUGUAUGUGAGGAAAAACUCCCAGCAGGUUCUGCAGCUCAACGAGAAGCGCCAGGAGGCGGAAAAACUCCUGAGCACAGUGCAGACGUUCUUCCAAAGAUCAGACAGCAUUAACUUCAUGAAGAACACAAAACCUUACCAGCUGCUAAUGGACAGGUCAAACUCACACCUGACUGGUUCCAUCCCUCCACUCAGAGUGGGCCAGCUCACCUCUCAUCAUUUGCUCGGCGAACUCUCAAUAAGAGAGAAGAACCUGCAGAAGAUGUUGGAGGAGCCAUUCAAUGCGGCGCCUAUUCUUGAGAUUGUCCAGUCUCACUGCAGCUCUGCUGGCCCCCACAUGGGCACAAGUUCGGGACUACAGAAGAGGAAAUAUGGCAUGGCUUUCCUGGAGAGUAGCACAGCGAACUCCACCUCCCAGAAUCCUCCACCAUUGCUCUACAGCAGCAAAAAACCCUUCCUUGCUGACCAGAGCCAUCAUGCUUCAUCCCUGUAUUCUUCUGAAGGCCUCUCCCAGAAUCCUCAGGCUGGCCCCGGCCAUAGCCGACUCCUUGACACUUCAGCCCAUCACAUGGUGGGUCUAGGGUCCAGCUCUGGCCACCACUCAGGGACCAUAUUCCCCCCCUCCCACUACCCCAGCGGAGGCGCCUCGCAACAAGCCAUGUACGAGGGGAGGAAAGUACUGAUGUGCACUCUGAAUAACUGCUGCUGCUCCAGGGCCCCCGCUGCUCGUGCCCGGCCUCCGUACCCAGGAUCGGACUCCUUCCCCUCCAUGACUUCUCAGGAGUUUCCCCCACAUGCCCCGCUGCCUGCAAGCCAGCCACUGCAGCAUUUUCCCAUGAGGGGGCUGAUGGAAGCCUCACAGACAGCCAGGCACCCUGAGUUCUACGGGCUGUACGGCCAGUCUUCAACCAAGCAUUACGGGACCAAGUAAUAAACCACAAUCAGCAUUUGUUCUGUUGUAUUAAAUUGGAUUAGGCAUCAGAAUUUCCAUAUUUGCUUUUCGUUCCUUUUCAUUUAUGUUCAGAGAUGUGUUGUCAGUAUGUGUCUCCAGUGCGCCUCCUUGAUAAUGUUAUGUUGAAAUUUACUUGACCCCAUUUCUGGGAAACAGUGCCCUGUUAGCUUUGGUAGCCCUGUUUACUUCCUCAAUCACAGUAGACAGUAGUAAUGCUCUAAUCUGACAGCACAAGUUUGUAUUUUUAUUUAUUUUCUGUUUCAAUUCGACUGGAAGUGCUAGUGUGAAUAAUGUAGUCUUAAAUCCAUUCAAGCAGUGAACUAAAGAAACAACAUAUCCUUCAUCACGGGUCCUGACAUGGGACUCCAGAGACUUCAGUGCCUAAAAAGACUGUUAACACGCUCUUAUUGUACUUGCAAGUUCCUAGCUCUUGAUUAUUUCCUGUUUGCGGCUGAAAGCAUGCAGGGAGCCUCUCCGUGCACUCCAAAGUCCAUGUGGCUUUAGAAACACACUGGACUACAAAUGCUUGUCAGGUUUUUCAUGAAUUUUUAUACAAGAUUAUGAAUAAACUGAAACCAGUGGAAAAUAUUGAA
This is a messenger RNA of Chelmon rostratus (copperband butterflyfish), 2622 nucleotides long. It is a transcript of the gene trim8a, whose product is annotated as tripartite motif containing 8a. The transcript has 7 exons. The record is from RefSeq and is a predicted model, not a curated record. The coding region runs from base 302 to 2008 and encodes 568 amino acids. NCBI's taxonomy places the organism in Eukaryota, Metazoa, Chordata, Actinopteri, Chaetodontiformes, Chaetodontidae.